This is a messenger RNA of Botrytis sinoallii, 4857 nucleotides long. RefSeq lists its product as uncharacterized. Lineage: Eukaryota; Fungi; Ascomycota; Leotiomycetes; Helotiales; Sclerotiniaceae. Bases 130 to 4623 code for a protein of 1497 amino acids. The record is from RefSeq and is a predicted model, not a curated record. The transcript has 4 exons.
CACCCAUCUACUAUCAAUUCACAACCACCAGUUUUCAUUUAAUUAAUUAUUUGAAGCAUCUCAGAAUCUUCCAUUAAGAUCGGGACUAUAUCCGUUUUUUUAAAAAACGGAUGUCGCGGUCGCGAUAUUAUGAGCGAGGUUGGAGCGCCCAUUCGCAAUCGCCUUUUACGAUCAAAACAAGAUGAAGCCAGUCGAAUUAAUUCGUCGAGAAAGAGGAAGCUUCGCGAGUUGUUCGCAGUUUGCGACAAUGAGGGCCCUAUACCUGUAAUCCUUGGGAUAGACUCCAAUGCUCCACCACCAAUUCCGCAGAGGCACAAUUUCUCGAGGCUUGGUGAUAUCUUACACGAUGGUGCAAUACCACGAAAGAGCCGUGGGACUACUCCAAUUGAAAAUAGUAACGAAGGACGAAAUAUCGAGAGAAACGGAGAUGACGUUAGGGCAACACCAGGAGCGACUGGGGUUUCUAUACGCAGAUCUCCCUCGAAGAGCUUGCAGACAGAUUCACCGACCGAGUCUUCUGCAGCCAUCAUUUCAUCGGUGGAGGAGGUACCUGAAAUAGCUAGUCACUCUGCGACUGCGGCGCAAAAGCAAGACCAAGAUCAAGAGCAUGAUCUAUCCAGUAGAAAUUUCGAAGUCGAACGUAUUAAGAGAGUAGUGGAAAGCCCCCCUGGAAGCCCUGGAGUGGAUCCAAGGAAAGCAGUGCCUCCAUCUGCUGAAGACGUUGCGAACCUGCAAGAGCCAGUUAUCUUCGGCGCGAAUGAUGAGAAUCAUCAUGCUGCAACUGCUCAUUUACCACCGAAAGAAGUUCAGGAAGCUCGAAUAGAGGAGAUUGAGAAGGCACGCGAGCACACAGGGGAUAGAGGCAGACAUUCAAUCACAAAUUCACUUAGGAUUGCGGUGGAUUUACCUUCCUCUCCAAGUUCGACAAUAGAUGCACAUUCAACCACAACUCCUGCCCGGCACGAUGUUUCUGCAGACACAAGUCCCGAGAAUGAUAAUUCUCGGUACGAAGAGGCUGAGAACCCAGAUAAUGAGAUCGAUCUCAAAACUUCAACAGAGACAAAGUCCAAUCGCGAGGACAUUGCUCAGGAAGAUGAACACAACAGCAGACACAAGACUCAAAAUGAACUCUCCAGUACUGAGGCUCUAGGUAGUAAUUCAAUGUCAGCUGAUGCUCAACUUCGUAUGGAGGACCAAGCCGCUGCCGGCUCAAAAAUUGCUACGGUUGCUGAGAUAGCAGAUUCUGAAGCUUCGAGUUCGCAGUGCGUUGAAGAUUCUAAACCACUGGCACAGGAAGACAAAAGUGUAGAAAAGAAACUUGCCGUGGAAAGAACCGGCGACGACGCAAACGUUUCGCUGCCAGAUGAAACAGUGCGAAGCGAAAAGGUUCGUUCGACCCCCAAAGCAAACGAAGUACCGGAUUCUGAGGGCGAAGGACAAACUCCAGUCGACGCUAUGGAUUUGGAUGUGGCUACUGUCAAGGAUUCAUUUGGAAGUCAAACUACGCUAGAUAGUGGUCCUGCCACGAAUGCAAAAGAACCAACUUCUAUCGAAGAGACCCCAAUGCAGCUGCCCUCUGAUGCUAAGACGCCACCAUCUGCAACAUCUACUCCUACAACACGCAAAACACCGUCGUCAACACCCGCUCCCGUUCAAGCGCCAAUUGAGCGUAUGACGACAAGAGUCGCUUCAGGGGCAAUCAGACAUAAGUCUGUAUCUGAGAUUCUAGGCGAAACGCCAGCGCUGAGCACCUCUCCCACUUCGGCAAGAAGUCCUACUAGCAAGCCAGAUACCGGAUCAGCCGUGAACUCUCCUUCGAGAGGAAGUACGCCGGGGUCCACUCGCAGCCUGCUCCAGAAAUCAAAAGAGAAGAACCAAAGUAGACUUUCAACGGUCGUGUUUGCUAAAAAGCCUACUCCUGGUCCCCGAGUCAACGAUACUGCUUUGAUGCCCAAGGGCGCCAAUUCACAUGCAGCACAUGCAGCAUCUCCUUAUGACGAUUAUUUUGCGUGUUUGUAUCUCAAUAGCCACAACACACAAAAAACAGGCUAUCCACCGUUGGAUGGACUACUACAAACCGCUCAUAAAACUAUCACGACGUCGAAUGCUUUUGUGCCCAUAACUGAGAAUCAAACUACAAGGAUUCUGAAGCGCAUAUAUGGGCUUCAGAACACUUCUAAAUGGUCUCUGCGUCAACCUAAGCGAUCCGAAGAACCCAUUCGGCCAACCACACAUUGGGACGUCCUACUCCAAGAAGCGAAAUGGAUGCGAACAGAUUUCCGUGAAGAACGAAAGUGGAAAAUGGCAGUGGCUAAGAACUUAGCAUAUGCUUGUGCCGAGUGGUUUGAAGCUAGCAUUGAGGAACGAAAAAUCCUACAAGUAAAUGCUACUCGCCCAGCAUUAGUCCUGGCUGAUGCCUCGAAAGAUAUCGAAAUGGAUGAUGAGACUAGUAAAUCUCUUUCGCACUCUACUCCCGAACUGAUCGCCUCUGCAGAAUUUGAUUCUCCAAUGGACGAUGUUGAUGAUGAACUUCGCCUCAGUCUUAUAGAUACUGUCAGCCCCACUGCGAUCUUUGGUCUUCAGGAUGAAGAUGUUGUCUUUGGAUUGAGUAGAUCGCCUGCCACUGAUAAACUAUUAGAGGAAUUGCCCUUAUAUGGUGCGCCAUUGAGUGUUCCUUGCAAUGACUUGCCUUCCUCUGAAGUUGACCCCGAUCGCUUCUGGAGACGACCUGCGGUCGGUAUCAGUAAGUACGUAGAGGGAAGAAUGGAAUUGAAGUUUCAAGGCCCCUCGCGGAAGCGGAGCCGAUUUGAGUAUGAAGAAGACAGUGAGGAUGAAGACGCCGAAAUGGGCGAAUUUAGGCGUGAGAAGUCUCUUUUACCACCCGAACAAACCAAUAUUGGUUUAUUUGACCCCGCCAACAAGCACAUCCGCGACCGCAUUCAUGCUGGACACCAAUUCCGGCCACCCUCAGAAUUUCCCAUGCCAGUGCAAAGUUUCUUUGAGAAUCGCUCAUGCUCACAGUGGACUUGUGCCGAGGACGACGAGUUGAAGAGGCAUGUACGAGAGUAUGCUUACAAUUGGUCAUUUAUUUCCAACAUGUUAUCAAGCCGAUCGCUAUUUUCAUCAGGUGCUGAGAGACGUACGCCUUGGGAAUGUUUUGAACGAUGGAUAGCUUUAGAAGGGCUACCCGCAGAAAUGCAAAAGACCGCGUACUUUAAGGCCUAUAACAAUAGAAUGGAGGCAGCCCAGCGAAAUCUACAGGUUAUGGCUGCUGAAGCUGCCCGGCAACCCAUCGUGAAUGGUCAACCAGUCCCACCUCGAAAGCGAACUACCACCACCCAACGUGUGGAGAAACGGAGAAACCAGAAACAUUUAAGCUUAAUCGAUGCAAUGAGAAGAUUGGCGAAGAAACGCGAGAACUCCGCCCAAAAGCAGCAAUUGACUGCCGCACAGGCCGCAGCAAGGAAGCCAGCUGAACAACCUCAAACAUGGACACCUAUCAAGACCCCUCAAGAAUUUAGUCGUUUGAAACAUGACCGAGAGGAGCAAUACAAGAAAAGCAUGGCUGCCUUCCAGCUACGACAGGAACAGGUCAGAAGAGAAGCACAAGCUCGUCAAAGAAAUGCACUUCAGCAGCAGCAGGCUCACCCCAAUGGCUUGCCCCAACAGCGUGGUCCAGCUCUUCCGAACGGUCUCGUUCCUCCGAUUGGACCACCCAAUGGAAACGGUCAUCUCGCUGUUCCUGGACAGAAUAGACCUCGUCCUUUGCCCCCUCACAUGGCUGGAGUUGGACCGAUGCCCAACAAUCUUCGAAUUCCACAAGCAAUGUCUAAUGGUGUUCCGCAAGCCCAAAUGCAGGGAGGCCUGCCAUUGAACCCUGCCCUAACACCUGAGCUUGCAGAUGGCGCUCGUCGUGCUGCUUUACAACAAAGGCAACAACAACACAUGCAGAGCAUGGCGCAGCAGCAGAAUAGCCCGCAUCCAGGGCAGGCGCAGAAUUCCCCUCCGCGAAUGAAUGGAAUGCCUACGCAGCCUGGAUUUAUGCCCAAUAAUAUGAACUCCUACAAUAACAACCAUAUCAAUGGUAUGGCUGGUUCUCCUGGUAUAUCAGCGCCUUCUCCAGCUCAAGCAGGCUCCCCUCGGCUAGACCUGCCACCUUCUGGACUUCCUAAUGGUGGUCUGCCUCCAAAUGUCCCGUUCAGUGAAAUAGCACAAAACGUCAAAAAAGCUAAUCCCAAUGCGUCUCCAAACGAAAUCCACAAAUUGGUGGGUGAAAAUAUAGCUGCAUAUGCUAACAACAGGCAUUUGCAGCAGCGAGGCUUGGUCCAACCUCCAAGCGGCAUAGCAACCAGCGCUAUGAACGCAGCAGCCGGUAACAACAGCAUCGGAAUGAAUGGCCAAGGAGGACAGCGACCACCGCCAAUCGGCAUCGAGAAUGCUAGUCCGCAGAUGUAUGCUCAAAUGUUGAGUAAUCAUCAUCAGCAGAGACUAAUUACUCAGCAGGCACAACAACAGGCAGCACAACAACAGGCAGCACAACAGCAGCAGCACUCGCAAGCCAUCGUGAAUCAAAAUCGAGGGCAAGGGAAUGGUAACGGGGCGCAACAAAAUGGGGUAAAAUAAAGCAUUGAAUAAUCCGCCGUGACGAAGCAAACGUUGUAUGGAUUUGGUUUGCCUUGUUAGGUGCCUUUGAAGGGAUGAUGAUUGUAGAAGUAUAAAUAGAUCUUGCUAAGCUCUUGCAAGAGUUUAAGAGCUUGCACUCAGCUUUGCUAGCUUUGCUAGCGAAUGACUUAUCGAAUUAAGAAAUAUUAAUGAAUAUAUGUACAACAAUUGCACCUUGUACAUUCCGCAAACCCA